AUGCAACAGUCUCCAACACUUAAAGGAAAUUGGUACGAAGAACGCUAUUACGAUGCUGAUACAAGAAAGAACAUCCUUGAGCCACGUGUACGUCCGAAGAAUGAUGAAGUUGAAAACAUUCCAAGAAUCACUCGCCAAAAUAAACCUGAUGCUGAUGUAUAUUCUUACGAUGCUGAUACAUCAGAUCGUUGGGUAACAGAUAAGAUGGCCUCAUAUGUAGUCCAUCGCGAACAUGAAAUGACACUUACAGAGCGCCGCAUGAAUGCAAGCCCAGAGUAUAUGGCUAAAAUUCUCAGCUGCGAAUCACCGAAAUAUUUACCAAAUUAUAGUCUUAAGCCAAUCACUCCAGAAGAACAAUUCACAACAACAAACAUGGAAGCUUUCAAGCGCUUUAAUUAA
Messenger RNA from Trichomonas vaginalis G3, 399 nucleotides. RefSeq lists its product as uncharacterized. The record is from RefSeq and is a predicted model, not a curated record. Lineage: Eukaryota; Parabasalia; Trichomonadida; Trichomonadidae. The transcript has a single exon. The coding region runs from base 1 to 399 and encodes 132 amino acids.